Molecule: messenger RNA, 1020 nt
Organism: Pelagomonas calceolata
Lineage: Eukaryota; Pelagophyceae; Pelagomonadales; Pelagomonadaceae
Source: the annotation of a GenBank genome assembly
AUGCCUCCACAACAAUUAAAUUUGGCGGCGAAUGCGAACGGCACGACCGGCGGAAGCGAGCCGGAAUUAGUGAUGGAGGAGCAGGCCGCGGAGCCCGCGUGCGCGAUCUGCCACAAAGUUGAGGUCGCGGUCGGCCCGGUCGAAAAUCGGGUGACGCUCCAGAAGUGCGGUCAGUGUCGCCAGGUGUUGUACUGCAGCAGGGACUGCCAACGCGCGCACUGGCCCCGGCACAAGUCCGAUUGUGCGGCGCCCGGCUCGCCUCCCGAGAUAGUUUUUGACCGUUACUGUCAGACAGUUGACGCGAGCCCCUCGAAGGAGAGCGGUCUCGAAGAAACUAUCAACUCGGUCGCGAAGGAGUUCGUAUGUCCGAUCACGCACGAAUUGCCGACGGAGCCCGUGACCGCCGAAGACGGCAGGAUCUACGACCGAAAGGCCAUCCUCGCGUGGUUCGAGAAAAACGGUGAAGAUGGCGACCCGAUUAGCCCAAGCACCAACACUGCCAUGGGCACGAAUUUGCUCCCGGCCACCCAGGCGCGGAACGCGAUCGAGGCGCUCGUGAAGUCCGGCGCCAUCGAUGGCGAGCUGGCCACUGCGUGGCGGCAGAAGCUCGAGGACGAGAAGAUUGUGAAGGAACUGCACGCGAAGGCGGAGGCGGGCGACGUGGAAGCUAUGUUCGACCUCGGGUAUGCGUACGAUAAAGCAGAACACGGCCUCGAGAGGGAUACGGAGAAAGCCCGCGUGUGGUACGAGAAAAGUGCGGCGGCCCGACACCCCAAAGGUCUGGCUUAUUUUGGUUGCUUUCUCCUGUAUGGCAUUGAUUGUCACAAGGACCACGCGCUAGGUCUCGUAAAUGUGACCGAGGCGGCGCACCUCGGCUCCGAUGUCGGUCAGCUCUUGCUCGGUAAAGCGUUCGCCAAGGGCCUGUACGGCUUGUCGAAGGACCCCGUUCGCGCGCGCUUCUGGUUGGAGAAGACGGACUGGGAGGAAGCGAAGGGAUUGCUCCAGGAGCUGGGGCAGUGA